AAUCGGUUUCAAUAAUGAUAAACCCGUGAGUCAGUUAGAGAUUAAAAUGCUUGGCUUUAUUUCUGCAUUUUUCUCGGCAAUAGUUCUUGUUGCUAACUUUUUGUUUCAAAGGGAAAUGAGAAAAAACCCCCGCAUUUUUUGUAUUCAUGGAAAAUUGGGUGAUGAAAUUUCUCUUGUGGAGAGAGAGAUUUUAAAAGAACUGGAAAGGGUGAGUAUCUUGUUUGAAACUGACCAAGAGAAAAAUCAUACCAUUCAACAACAUUUAACCAUAAUGAGUUUAGAAGUUGAGGAAGAUAAAAUAACCGCCCAUUUAAGCGAUAGUCGUAGUUGUGGCAUCCAUUGGGAGGAAUUAGAUGAGGACAUAAGCAUUAAAAUUUUUCUUAAUGGCUUAAAAGUAAAAGCCGGGCAAACUUUUAAAGAUUGUCUUACUACUCAUAAUGAUACCACUUCUUAUAAUAAUCUUCUUAAUUUUUCUUUCAAUAAUACUAAUGCAGGAAUAAUAAAUUUAGACUGUGAUUUUAUUGUUUCCCGGCCAACAUUUUCAACCACAACCACUGGUAGUUCAACUUCUACUCCCAACAAUUCUUCUAUUCCGACCGCCGAUCCUUCCGUUAAUUACUAUCCUAAUAACUCUGAUCUCCCCAAAAUACUCCCGCCAGUAAUAGGAGGUAGUCUGAUAAUUACUACUGCUGUUGGCUAUUGUUGUUAUAAAAAGAGAAAGAAGAAAAUUCUUCUUAUAGCAGGAAGUAGUGAGGAAAAAAUUCCGGAAACGACUAUUCAACAAUCCGAAAAAGUAACCCAAGAAGUUAUUAAUGAUGAAAACUUAAAUAAAAGAGAGGCACUAAUACGAUUGAUUAGACAAAUUAAAAAUAAAAUAGGAAUUGAUUUAGAAAUAACCUUGGAAACUUUAUUAGAUACGCAAUCAGAAAUUACCCAAGGAAAUAAUACUUUUGCUAUUAGACAACUGCAAAGAGAAGCCAAAGAAAAAUUAAGGAAAAAAAUAACUGCUGAGGAAAUAAACAAACUUUGCCAACUGCAGGCAGAAGUAACGCAAUUAGAGAUGGAAAACACUGACCAAAUUCAAGCCCAAAUUGAAAUAGCUCCUCAGCAACAAAUUCUUGCUAAUCCGCAGUAA
This is a messenger RNA of Racocetra persica, 1135 nucleotides long. NCBI's taxonomy places the organism in Eukaryota, Fungi, Glomeromycota, Glomeromycetes, Diversisporales, Gigasporaceae. The record is from the annotation of a GenBank genome assembly.